Molecule: messenger RNA, 1641 nt
Organism: Ylistrum balloti
Lineage: Eukaryota; Metazoa; Mollusca; Bivalvia; Pectinida; Pectinidae
Exons: 1
Coding region: 1-1641 (546 amino acids)
Biological process (GO): proteolysis
Molecular function (GO): aspartic-type endopeptidase activity
Source: RefSeq, a predicted model, not a curated record
AUGGCGAAAUUUCACGCUCCGGAACCAUUUGAUUUCACAUCUCCAAAUGAAUGGCCUGAUUGGCUACAACGCUUUAAACAUUACAGGACAGCUACGAAGUUGAACAAGGAGGAAGAUCCUGUACAGAAAAGUGCCCUUAUUUACAAUAUGGGGAGACAAGGUGAGAACGUUUUCAAGAUACUCGUAAUUGAUAAUGAGGGGGAUGGAGAUAAAUAUGACAAAGUUGUGGAAAAACUUGAUGCUUAUUUCGUACCAAAGAGAAAUGUGAUACACGAGAGGGCUAAAUUUCACAUGAGGUCCCAGGGUCCUACAGAAUCGAUUGAAGCAUUUGUGAGGUCGUUAUUUGAAAUGGCUGAACACUGUGAUUUUGGUACACAGAAAGACAAUAAUAUCAGGGACAGACUAGUAAUCGGUAUCACGGACAAGUCAAUUUCCGAGAAAUUACAGCUUAAAGCCGAUUUAACUUUAGAGACAGCACUACAAAUUGCUAGACAGUCGGAACAAGUCAAGUCACAGAUCAAAGAUCAAUCGUCGGUAUCAGUCGAUGCAGUGAGUAAAGGUAAAAAGUCGGGGACGAAACGUCCUACUCAACAAAAACGUCAACAAUAUGGAGUUUCGGGUAAACAAAAGCAUGACGGUCAUGCGCAGGGAGGACAAAGGUGUACAUUCUGUAACCGGUCACAUGCAAAAGGGUCAUGUCCUGCUUAUGGUAAACGGUGCAAUAAAUGCAAGUCGUUGAAUCAUUUUGCUGUUUGUUGUAAAGCCAAACAUGUUCAUGAAGUUGUACAAGAACAUUCGGACGAAUUCUUUCUAGGUGCAGUGAGUACCGGCUCAUCGGAGGCCUGGAAAGUAAUUUUACCUGUCUGUGGGGCAUCAGUCACUUUCAAAAUAGACACAGGUGCAGACAUCUCGAUUAUUUCAGAGAGAACAUUUAAUCGUUUUAAAGAAAGGCCAGUACUUCGGAAAGUUGAUACUGUGCUUCAGAGUCCAGGUGGCACAUUAGGAUGUGUAGGUCGUUUUACGCAUGUUGUACGCUAUAAAUGUGUAGACUGUACACUUGAGUUCUACGUUGUGAAAGAUCAGCAAAAUAAUCUACUGAGUCGUGAUGCGGCAAUGAAAAUGGGACUAGUCAUCAGAAUCGAGGAGGUUAGCCGGUCAGUAUUUGGGUCCUCUGGUCUAGUAAAUUGUGAACCAGCCACCAUUCAGCUGAGAGACAAUGUUAACCCGUAUUGUGUUACUACAGCAAGGCGUGUUCCAUUUCCAUUACUCGACAAAGUAUCGAAGGAACUCCAGCAUAUGGAAACAGAAGGAAUUAUUGAAAAGGUGAUAGAACCAACCGAUUGGUGUGCACCCAUGGUACCAGUAGUGAAAAAGAACGGUAAUGUCAGAAUUUGUGUAGAUUUGAAAAAAUUGAAUGAGGGAGUCAAACGUGAAAUACUAAUGCUGCCUACUCUUGACGAUAUAGCUCCAAAGCCUACAGGUGCCAAAGUUUUCUCAAAACUUGAUGCUAGUAGCGGUUUCUAUCAAAUACCGUUACAUCCCGACAGUUCGAAACUGACCACAUUUAUAACGCCAUUUGGACGUUUCUGUUUUCGACGUGUGCCUUUUGGCAUUACUUCAGCCCCAGAGAUCUUUCAGUGA